AUGUAUUAAAACUCGUAGCGGAAAACAUUAGAAUAGAAAUUAAACAUGAGGUGAAACAUUGCCUAUUAUCUUUAAAAAUAGAUAGUGGUACUCGACUUUCCAGAAACAUAUUUGGAAUCAGUGCACAGUUUAUUAGCAAAAAUUAAAUAAGAUCACGUAUACUUGGAAUGGUUGAACUUAAAGGACCGAAUGCAAGUGCAUCUAAUAAUCUUGCUAAAGAAAUCUUAUCAACGUUAGCAAAGUAUGAUAUCCAAAUUGGACAAAUUGUGUCAAUUACAUCUGAUAAUGGGGCCAAUAUGAUAAAAACAACGAAGUUGUUAUCCCAAUAUUGUACAAACGAAGACGAUAUUGAAAUGUCUGAAGUAGAUAACAACAAUAUGUAUAUAAGAAAUAUUGAUAGUUUUCAAAAAUCGAUAGAUGUACGUUUAGGUGAAAUACAAAUAUGCAGGUGUGCAGCUCACACAGCACAAGUUUGCGCACUUGAUAUAACAAAAAAUGCAGAUAUUAGAAAAUAUUUGCUUCAGUGUCGCAAUAUGACUAAAUACGUUAGAAAACCAUCAAACGGGUAUAGAGAAAUAUUUGAAUUCAAAAAAUUACCAUUACCCCAAUUGGACUGUCCUACUCGAUGGGGAUCAACAUACCAUAUGGUUGAACGGCUUAAUAAAGCAAAAGACAUAUUAAGUCAUAUUGCAUCAGAAAAAAAAGUAAACGAAAGAUGAAAAUUUCGAC
Teleopsis dalmanni is the source of this 729-nucleotide messenger RNA. RefSeq lists its product as uncharacterized. The coding region runs from base 168 to 719 and encodes 183 amino acids. NCBI's taxonomy places the organism in Eukaryota, Metazoa, Arthropoda, Insecta, Diptera, Diopsidae. The transcript has a single exon. The record is from RefSeq and is a predicted model, not a curated record.